GCACCGAUCGUCGAUCAUUAGCUCGGGAACGGUGGCAACGCAAACACACAUUCGACGCGCCGCGAACUAAAAUUGAAUAAAAAUAAAACAAAACAAAAUACGUCGUACAAAAUCUAUAUCUUACGAUUGAAAAAAAAAAUCAUUAUCAUCAUCUUUAACAGCAGCAGCAGAAAAUUCGUCUUUUUCCUAUAAUUAUUGGAUUAUAUCCAUUGUGCGUGGCCAAAAAAUUCUACAAAAAUACAUACAUCUAUUUUUUUUUCUACAAAAGACACCAAUAGCGUGAUCUAAGUGUAACAAAAGUUUCAAAUCAAUCAAAUCUAUCGGCGAGAUACAUUUUGUUCUCAAACAAAUUGUGAAAGACGCCGUUUUGCGGCGGGCAAAAUAUCUACGGAAUCAAAAUUCAGAUUUCAGGCGACAUGACCACCUCGCACAUUUUAUCCGCCGUGGAUCCAACAACCGGGCUUAAUGGAAAUGUGUCAGCCGCCGGUGGUGGUAGCGGCAAUGGAGGCGGAGGCGGUGGCGGCGGCGUUUCACCACAACAUGCAAACCACAAUGGACAUGGACAUGGUGGACAUGUGGGACACGUUGGACAUGGUCAUGGACUAAGUGGUGUAGGUGGCGGCGGCGUUGUGGCUGUAGCUGUCAGUGCCUCUGGUGGUAAUGGCAUUGGUCAUCGUGUGGUCGGUGGUGCCGGUAGUCCCAAUGAAUUGGAUCGCAAUCUGCGUGUCUCAUUGGAUGAUCGUGAGUUAUGGUUGCGGUUUCAGAAUCUCACCAACGAGAUGAUCGUCACCAAGAAUGGGAGACGCAUGUUUCCAGUGGUUAAAAUCAGCGCCUCUGGCUUAGAUCCGGCUGCCAUGUAUACGGUCCUCUUAGAGUUCGUACAGGUCGACACACAUCGCUGGAAAUAUGUCAAUGGCGAAUGGGUACCUGGCGGCAAGGCAGAAGUUCCACCCUCAAAUCCCAUAUAUGUACACCCAGAAUCACCCAAUUUCGGUGCACAUUGGAUGAAGGAACCCAUCUCGUUUGCCAAAGUCAAAUUGACAAACAAAACCAAUGGCAACGGACAGAUAAUGCUGAACUCGCUACACAAAUAUGAGCCACGAGUGCAUCUUGUUCGUGUCGGGUCCGAGCAGCGUCAUGUGGUGACCUAUCCAUUUCCCGAGACGCAAUUUAUAGCCGUUACAGCGUAUCAAAAUGAGGAGGUUACCUCACUGAAAAUCAAGUACAAUCCCUUCGCCAAGGCUUUUCUCGAUGCCAAAGAACGUCCGGAUACUCUCUAUCCGCACGACACUCACUACGGCUGGCUAAUCCCGCCGCCAACACACUAUGCCAGCGCCGCUGCAGUCGCUGCCCCACCACCUUUGCCGAUGGCCCAGACCCACAGUCUAGUGGCUGCUGCCCCAUCGUCGCAUUCUGUCUCAUCAUCGGCCACAAUUUCAUCUGCCACAUGUGAUCGUUAUGGCCGUUCGCUCUCGAGCUCACGUAGUGUUGCCAACAGCACUCGCACUACCCCGUACAGUAGGCCACGCGUAGUCUCCGGCUCUGGAUCGAAUGGCAGUGCGGGCAAUGUUUCAUCCUCAUCCCCGCAACCGCCAUCGGCACCACAGACCCCAACGAGUUUGCACUCAUCGACAGGAUCCGUGACCACAAGCGUAAAUAGCAGCAGCAGCAGCAGCAGUGCAGGUGCAGGUGGUUUGGGCUGCUAUAGCAGUUCCGCCUAUACCCAGUCGUCGGUGGCAUCAACAUCAUCAUCGUCCGCGGCAGCUGCAUCGUUUAUGCCCGUUGAGGCCAGCAGUUCUACAGCAUCUGUCUUCUCGUAUCCCAGCAGUUGGCAGAGCAAUGGCAACUAUUGGAAUCCCACAAGUGUUCCUGGUCCUAUGCCCAUGCAGACAUUCUGCAGUAGUCGGAAUAUAUCCACACAUAAUUCACCAUCGCCAACGAACGGUUCACCAAGCUAUACAACACCAUCGCCUGGCUAUACUAUACACCAUUUGACUCCGCACAGUCAUCAGUACAAUUCGGGACAAGCGGAUCUCUAUGCUAGUGGUGCUACUGCGUCGAGUUCACCACAAACGGCCUAUGGCUCGGCCACCCAUCAGAUGUACCAUCCAACACCCACCUCACCCUCGCAUCAAUUGUACACGAAUGUGUUGAAUGCACCCUCAGCUUUAAGCUAUCCGACAAGUGGCUGCUGGCACAAUGGUUCGGGCGCCGAAUACGGAUUAUAUCAGAAUCCUGCUGCAGCCUACUAUCAGCCGGAGUAUAUACCCCUAGAAAUUGGUUAUGCCACCACUCAUCCCCUGGAGCCGGUGGAUGUAACGAAAUCGCUUGAAGAUCCCCAAUCCGCAGCCAUGUAUAAACCAUCUGAAGAGCAGAGCUCGGUCAUCACCCUAGAGUGUGCGGCUGCCACAAGUGCAAAUUUAAAAUCGGUGCAUGGCGACAACAUCAAACUGGAAUCUACGACAUCAUCGUUGGACCAUUCGAUAGAUCGCAGUGCUGUUGUCGGAGGUGUUGUGACUGCACCAACAGCUGUGCCCACAUCGGUUGUCACAGCGGCAGUCAGCGCCGAUACUUGGACACCAUUGACUCCGCCCCAAAGCACUUUGCAAUGAUGAUGGACACACAAUAUAUAUAUAGAGGACCACAGCCCUUAGACGCAUGACCUUCCAGCACUUCUAUACCCCAUCAUUCGCCCCCGUAAUCUUUUUCCAUAUUCCUGAUCGUAUUAGAUGUAAAAAAAAAACAGUUUUUAAAAUUUCCCCUCUUACUCUCUCUCUCUCUCUCUUACACUCUCUAUCUCUUUCUUAUACAUAUUAGUAGAUACUUAGAUUGAUUGACUUAUGCUGUAAAACAUCUUCCUAUAAUUGUUUAAUCAAAAGUAAAUAUAAAUAUAUAUAUAUAUAUAUUAUCUCAAUUAGUAACCAUUUAUCCUUAAUCUGGACAAUACGAACCCUCAGGACGUAUAAGAAACAUUGUAGCAAAUAGAUUCCAGAUUUAUAAAAUAAAAGAAAUAAACAAAAA
Drosophila willistoni is the source of this 3021-nucleotide messenger RNA. RefSeq names its product T-related protein (gene byn). NCBI's taxonomy places the organism in Eukaryota, Metazoa, Arthropoda, Insecta, Diptera, Drosophilidae. Gene Ontology annotation, cellular component: nucleus. The coding region runs from base 417 to 2612 and encodes 731 amino acids. The transcript has 7 exons. Gene Ontology annotation, molecular function: RNA polymerase II cis-regulatory region sequence-specific DNA binding; DNA-binding transcription factor activity, RNA polymerase II-specific. The record is from RefSeq and is a predicted model, not a curated record. Gene Ontology annotation, biological process: mesoderm formation; regulation of transcription by RNA polymerase II; heart morphogenesis.